Molecule: messenger RNA, 912 nt
Organism: Staurois parvus
Lineage: Eukaryota; Metazoa; Chordata; Amphibia; Anura; Ranidae
Source: the annotation of a GenBank genome assembly
AUGGAAAAAGGUGGAGAUAAUCAAACAUCAGUCUCAGAAUUCCUGUUGUUAGGACUUACUGAUCAUCCCAAGCUGAAUUUUCUUUUUUUCAUGAUCAUUUUAUUAAUGUAUUUCGUGACUAUAAUUGGGAAUUUGGGUAUGGUCAUUUUAAUAUGUUGCUCCUCCAAACUUCAUAGUCCUAUGUACUUCUUCCUUGGCAAUUUGUCAUUUUCAGACUUGUGUUAUUCUUCUGUUAUCACUCCAAAGCUGAUGACCAACUUGUAUUCCGACCAGAAAGUUAUAUCUUUUAAAGGGUGUGCAACACAACUAUUCUUUUUCGUAUUGUUUGUAGGUUCAGAGUGUUUUCUUGUGACUGUGAUGUCCUAUGAUCGUUAUGUGGCAAUUUGCAAUCCUUUAUUAUAUACAGUUAUCAUGAGCAAGCCACUCCAGCUUAAAUUGGUUGGGACUGCUUACUCAGGAGGAAUACUAACCUCAAUAAUACACACUAGCUGCACUUUCAGUAUGACUUUCUGUGGUUCAAGCAAAGUUAACCAUUUCUUUUGUGACAUCCCACCACUUCUAAAACUCUCCUGCAAUAACACUUUUAUCAGUGAGCUUUUUAUGUUUCUCUUAUCUAGUAUCUUAGGAGGCUUAUCUGCAACAGUAAUCAUGUUUUCCUAUACUAAAAUAAUAUCUACAAUCCUAAGGAUGCAGUCUCCAGAAGCUCACUUACUAGUAGUUGCUUUAUUUUUUGGCACAGCCAUCUUUGAGUAUGCAAGGCCGAUUUCUAGUUACUCAAUCCAGAAGGACAAAAUCAUUUCUUUUGUGUAUACAGUUGUCAUUCCAAUGUUAAAUCCAAUCAUUUAUAGUCUUAGAAAUGCUCAUGUGAAAAAUGCCUUUAAUGGUGUCUUAGAUAAAAUUUCUUGGAAAUAG